Molecule: messenger RNA, 1899 nt
Organism: Trichoderma harzianum CBS 226.95
Lineage: Eukaryota; Fungi; Ascomycota; Sordariomycetes; Hypocreales; Hypocreaceae
Exons: 5
Coding region: 1-1899 (632 amino acids)
Biological process (GO): positive regulation of transcription by RNA polymerase II
Cellular component (GO): nucleus
Molecular function (GO): transcription cis-regulatory region binding; DNA-binding transcription factor activity, RNA polymerase II-specific; zinc ion binding
Source: RefSeq, a predicted model, not a curated record
AUGGCGCAUCAAGAAACUGAAAGUCCCAAUCGCGUGCAGAAGAAGCGAGCGAGAACGGGUUGUUUGAGGUGUCGCACUCGGCGGCGGAAAUGUGAUGAGCAUAAGCCUCGCUGCCAGCGUUGUAUCGAUGCCGAGGCAGAAUGCGUCUAUGGCCCGCGCCUCUCAUUUUUGCAGAAGAACGCUUUUACUCUUUCUUCUAACAGUCGAAAUGAUACUUCGCCAAGAAAGCUGGGCGGUCCUCCAAAAUACUCCAAAGUCCAGUUUGUAGAUAAUAGAUCUGCCCAGCAGAAAGAGGCCGGUCGGAAUGAAGAGAGUCAAAUUUCCAUUCCGUCUCCUCUUUCUGUCGAAAGGGAAAGCAAUGAUGCCUAUAAUGAUUCACCUCCGAAUAACAACCCGGCGGCGACUCCAAGCACAUCUAUUGAGGAACAGCAAGGCCUUUACCUAGGUUCUGAUAACCUGUAUCACGAUUACGGCGGAAAUUUCGAGAAAGAUCAAGAUGCGCAAGCACAAAAUGAUGCCACGUCACACCUCAAUGGAGACAGUCAGGACCGAGAUAUAGGAGGAAUAAGACAGGGAGACAGUUAUGAGAUUGCUCUGGAUGUACUGAUGACUCUUGGAACGGGAGAUCCAGGUGUGGAUAUAGAUACACCUACUCCCAUAGCUCCGGUUCUUAAGGACAUCGAAGAGAUCAAUUUGUCAUCUCCGCCAUCAAUACUAAAGAGCAUCGAUGAUAUUGGGCCAAUCAGCGCCCAAGCCGCAAAUCAAGUCUCCCGUGGACGAACGAUUGAGCUUCUGAGGCAUUACAGAUAUAAGAUUGCACCAUGGCUCGAUAUGUGUGAUAUGGGGCAGACCUUUGGUCUCGUUAUUCCGCAUCUUGCAAUGAGAUCCGGCAUGUUAUUCGAUGCACUCUUAAAGUUAUGCGCUACUUCAUAUUCAGCUACUUUUUACUCCUCGACGUCAACCAACAGUCCAACAAGCGACUCGAGUCAUCUCGUGUAUCCUAUUGAAUAUCAUCUUGAACAUGCAAAGAUGUGGGAAGUCAAGCUCUGGUCAGUGCUAACAGCCGCGGAGGGCUUCCUCGUCGACCCUCCUAAAUCAUGGGAUAACGCACUGGCAGGGAACAAUUUUUUGCACAUCGUCUAUACACAGAUGGCAGAAAAUAGUCCAUUCCGAGUACUGAACGAGUGUAUGUUUUGGUUGCUUGCGAGAUUCAGUGUCUCUAUUGCUUUGCUAAAAGCAACCACUUCUACCAUCAAUAGCAGCCUGCUAAGAAAUCUACUUGAGAGCUCCCCUGGUAAAGGACGCAAGUCAGGGCACAUCAGCCUCCAUUUCGCGCAUGAACCUCUUGUUUUAUGCACCGAAGUGCUCGAUUUCUCAUUUGGAGAUGAAGAAGUAGCAAGAAGUCUCAAUGCCGAACCAACAAAACCCCGAGCGGUUCGUUGGAAGUCUAUUGUUGACAAUCUCAGUGAUUGGUAUACAAACAGACCCUCUACAUUCCGUCCCGUUAUCGAAAUCAGCAACGACGAAUUCUCAUUUCCAAUCGUAUACUUCACCAGCGGUGCAGCGACAUUUGCGAAUCAGUUAUACCACACCGCAAUGAUGCUAAUACUAGCUCAUAAACCGAGGACACUGCAGCUUGAUCAGCGUCGUUCAUCAUCAUUAUCGCAGUUGUGGCAUGCGCAAAGGAUAUGCGGUAUCGCCAUCAACAAUAAUCGAGGUGAAUGUUGGGACCCAUGUCUCCUCACAUCGUUCUAUCUAGCUGCUCAGAGAAUGACGCACGAGAGUCAGCAAAGAGAAAUACUGCUGGGAUUUAAGCACAUUAGCAGUUUGGGUUGGCGUACUGAUGGCUUUAUUGAGCGCCUGAAUCAAGACUGGCACACUUCAGGGCUUCUCGGAUGA